AUGUGUGAGGAGGGGAGGAUCAUCAGCGGCAUUCCAAGACUCGAUCAUAUCCCCGCUUAUGAAGAAUUUCUGGUGCGUGGGCUCGGUCACGAGUGACGAUGCAGCAUAGAGAUUCGUCGUGCUGUUCGGGCCAGGUGACGCACGCGCUCAUCAAAUGUAGCCUUUUCCAUACCGAUUUGAUUCAGAAUGACUAUCUGAGGGCCAAUCGACCAUGCAUCUUGCCUGCUGCCCUCGUAUCCCACUGGCCGGCUCGCCGGUGGGCCGACACGGGCGAAGGGCCAUCUACUGCUGGCUCGAGCGAUGAACCAAGUGCAGAUCUGGGCAAAGCCUUCGACGUCCUCGCCGCGAAAUUCGGAGAUUACACUACGCCGGUGGUACUCAGUGGCCCAGGUGCUGCCAACGAGGAGGAGGAGGAGAAAGCGUAUGGCCGUGAAGAACGCGAAGAGAUGAAGCUUGAGGAGGCCGUGAAGCUUUUGAGAUCGGGCAGAGCCAGCUAUGUCAAGGACUUUCAUCUGGUGCAGCAGCUCGAGCAGAGGGGCGCAAAGCGCGAAGAAGUGUACACCACGCCAUGUCUUUUUGCAGAUGAUUGUGAGAGGUGCCCUCCGCGUGAUCCACACGCACAAAGUCUACCGCUGGACACUGAUGCGCAUACGCUUGGGUCUCGCUACCCCGUAGGGACCAACAAUGUUGGACUUGGCGAGGAUGAUUUCAGAUUCUGCUAUGCCGGCGUCAAAGGGAGCGGGACGUCAUUGCACAGAGAUGGUAAGCGGUGGCCAAUCGGGCCGUGCAUCUAACAUUUAGCUAGUUCAAUGUUCUGACUAGCAUUCCCACACAAAUAAACUCGUCCUCUCUUGCCUUGCAGUGUGUGAGUAGGGGGCGAGGAGGGCACUUGCGAAAUCAUUAGGCUGACAAAUCCUGCGGGUGCGAGUCGACUUUGCUAGACACCAGCUACUCUUGGUCCACCAACAUCAUCGGCCGAAAGAGAUGGCGCUUCUUUCCUGCGCAAGUCAUCCCAGGUCUACGUCGUGAGUGUUACAGGUAUCGCAAUCGCUCACCAACAUCACUUGUAAAAGCUUUUGUUUUCAUCCCGCCAGGCUUCCCACAAGUCGUUACCUCACAGACUGCCGCUUCCGUAUCGCAGCUAGACGAGGCCGCCGCACUCGGACAGCUGGGUCCAGUGCGCGAUGGAAAGAUGGGCUUCGAGGAUUGGCAAUGGGCCCGCAAGUACUGCAUCGAGAUCGAGCAAAAGGCGAGUUGACCCAUUGCUGGUGUCUAUCGCUUUAAACACCUUGGCUCGGAUGUAUGUGCAGGGCUGAUGUCGUCGAAUUGCCCGUUCCUCGCGGCGUGUCGUAGGAGGGAGAAACGAUAUUUGUCCCCAGCAAUUGGUAUCACGAGGUUCUGAACUUGGAUCACUGCAUUUCGGUGCGUAUGUGUCAUGCUGGUCUAUCAUCUGUAUCCCGAGAACUUGUUGACCUUACCCACCUCGUGUGCAGUUGAACCACAAUUGGAUCAACUCGAACAACCUUUUGUCCGUCUUCCACUCUCUGUGUGGUGCUAUAGAGGCCACCAAGGAAGCUUUGGUGGACGUCAGAGAUCUGUUGCAGUCUGCGGACCAGAUGAAUCGUACUGUAUCGUGGAAGAAGGGGUGGUACGAACAGGUCAUCGGUGUUGUGGAAAUGGAUCAAGGAUGGGCUUGGCCAGGCUUUUGGCGAAUGACUAGAAAGGCGCUCGAGCAUCCGCCAGCUGAGGUACGCUUUCGAGACUGCGCUGACAUAUUUCGACCGAUCCACUGCUCACUUUGCCUGAUUCACCUGCUCCAGUCACAUCUACGACCGCCAGAUGCAGAAGUGCAAGCGAUCGUCGCAAAUUGUUUGAACUUGUUUGCGUCGCGCGAAGAAACAUCUUUUUUGGCCUCUCAGGUGAUCGAGGAUGCUGCGUAUUGUGGGCAAUUCGUUGGACAGACUUUUGCAACAAGCAAUUGA
Ceraceosorus bombacis is the source of this 1982-nucleotide messenger RNA. The record is from the annotation of a GenBank genome assembly. NCBI's taxonomy places the organism in Eukaryota, Fungi, Basidiomycota, Exobasidiomycetes, Ceraceosorales, Ceraceosoraceae.